ACGACUUAGAAUCUUUAGACCAGGACCAAGAGUCAGUAUACCAAGAAUCUGAAUAUUCAGAGUCAAUACAGACAGCACCAGACUAUAGCACACUAUUUGAAAGUUCGGAGGAAAACUCAGAUACAACAGAAAAAUUUAGUGAUACAGAAACAGAAAAAUCAGACAUGACACCAUCCAUCAGUGCUAAACCAAAAAUAAGCAUUGAAUUAAUAGGAGAUGAGGCUCAUUUCGUUGUCAGUGACCUGCAGGAUGUCACUGAAUUCACA
Molecule: messenger RNA, 266 nt
Organism: Entrophospora candida
Lineage: Eukaryota; Fungi; Glomeromycota; Glomeromycetes; Entrophosporales; Entrophosporaceae
Source: the annotation of a GenBank genome assembly